UGGUGGAGGCAGAUUAGCCACACUGAGUGAAUGGUGAGAGGAAAGUGAUGACGGCUUAUUGUCGAGGGUUUUUAAAAGAGGGCAAGAGAAUUGUUUCGUUGUUUUAAAGGGUGGCUGACCAAAGAACACAAAAGACGAAGCCAAAAAAAGAAAGGAAAAUGCUCUGCCACGUUACUCGUCCGGACUCGGUGGUGAUGGAAGUGGAAGUUGACGCGAAGGCGAACGGAGAAGACUGUCUUAACAAGGUUUGCAGAAAGUUGGGCAUCAUUGAAGUGGACUACUUCGGUCUGCAGUUCACGGGCGGCAAAGGAGAGAACUUGUGGCUGAAUCUGAGGAACCGCAUCUGCCAACAGAUGGAUAACGUGACGCCCUGUCGGCUGAGGCUGCGAGUCAAGUUCUUUGUGGAGCCCCAUCUCAUCUUGCAGGAGCAGACAAGACACUUGUUCUUCAUGCACGUGAAGGAGGACCUCCACAACGGGCACCUUCGCAUGUGCUCAGAGCAGGCGGAGGAGCUGAGCGCUCUGCUGGCGCAGGCCGAGUUUGGAGACUACAACCAGAACACGGCCCAGUACUGGUACUCAGAGCUGUGUGGAGAGGAGCCCAGCACCGCUACGAUGAACAGCAUCGUCUCCAGACACAAAGCUCUGGAGGGUUUCAGCCAGGCCUCGGUGGAGUACCAGGCCUUGCAGCUCAUCUCAGCCCUGGAGCAUUACGGCGUGGAGUGGCACUGGGCUCGUGACGCAAACGGUCAGCGGCUGGCCAUCGGCGUGGGGCCAGAAGGCAUCGCCAUCUGCAAGGAGGACUUCAGCCUAGUUAACAGAGUAAGCUACCCCAUCAUCCAGAUUGCCACUCAGUCGGGGAAAACCGUCUACCUGACUGUAACGAAGGACACGAAUGACAGCGUGGUUCUGUUGUUCAAGCUGAUCAGUAACCGGGCAGCGAGCGGUCUGUACCGAGCCAUCACAGAGACGCACGCCUUCUACAGGUGUGACACAGUCACCAACGCAGUGAUGAUGCAGUACAGCAGAGACUUUAAGGGUCACCUGGCUUCCCUAUUCCUCAACGAAAACAUCAACGUGGGCAAGAAGUACGUCUUCGACAUCAGACGAACCUCCAAGGAAGUGUACGACCACGCUCGGCGUGCGCUGUACAACGCCGGCGUCGCCGACCUGGUGUCCCGCUCCGAGGGUGGGGAGGGCUCGUCUCCCUCUCACUCGCCGACCAGGGACGGCCAGCAGGACAAGGGGCUGGACUGCAGCAGCUGCCAGCAGAGCCGGGCCCUGCAGGAGCGGCUGCAGAAACUCAAAGAAGCUCUGCUGUGCAUGUUGUGCUGCGAGGAGGAGAUCGACGCCGCCUUCUGCCCCUGCGGCCACAUGGUGUGCUGCCAGAACUGUGCGAAUCAGCUGCAGCUGUGUCCUGUGUGUCGGUCGGAGGUGGAGCACGUGCAGCACGUCUACCUGCCCACCUGCACCAGCCUCCUCAGCCUGACGCUGAACGACAACCACCAGCACCGCAGCAGCAGCAUCCCCGCUCCCAUCCACAGGGACACGGACUCUCCUCACAGCUGCUGCUCCACCACAGAGUACAAACACAAGCUCUGCCAUGCGUGAAGACUUUAUGAAGCCGCCAAAACUCCUUUACGAACACUUGAAAAAAAAACCACCAGCAGAGUUUCACAAAGAAGAAACAUCCCUUAUGAUUGAUACUCCACACCUUUGGAUUGCUCUGAGUUUUCUUUUUGUCACUCUGUCAAAUACCAUAGUUUUCUUUUUGUUUUUUUUUGUUUUUUAGAUUUUGCUCUUAUUGUUAAAUUAUGGGAUCAGUUGAUCUGAUGCUGAAUUAUCUCUGAAUUUGUACAUUUUUGUCGGUCGCUUGCCAUUGCAUUUCUUUGCUCACAGCUCCAGAAGGCAGUGAUUGUGUAGAGGAGCUAACUGUGGUGGAAUUUAUUAAGUUAUAUUUUUAUGUUUGACAUUUUAAAACUCCUGUUUUACUUUGAGUACUAGGGUCUAGGAGAGUAUUUCACUUUUGUCUCUUUUCUCAUGCCAAUCAGAGGAGUAUUUGGAGACUAAGCAGUCCUGCUGCCAAAUAUAGCUCUGGAUGCUAAUUGGAUAAACGAGGCACUAAGACUCUCGUCCUUGCUGGCCAACACUCCCUAAACCAUUUAACUCCAAAAACUGUUCUUGAUUAUAGAGUAAAACAUUAAAAGUGGUUCUUAAAGAAUCUAAAGUUGGCACAAAGCAGGAGCUGCUUCCUCUAAAUGGCCUUGACUAUAAAUUUCUUCUCUGGGUUUUAUUAGUUUGUUCUCUUGGACAUUUUUUUUAAGGGUACAAGGAGAUAUUUAUGUGCAAUACUUGCUUGCUUUUUUUUUUGCCAAGCUUUUCACCCUCACGUUUUAUUUAAAUUCAAAGGAUAUUUAAUUCUAAAAAGGACUUUGACACUUUAGUAAUGUUUUUUUCAUGUCUGUGGGGAGGUUUGGCUCUGAUGUAGCAGCAAGCUUUUUUUAUUUUAUUUUUUUUAUACAAGCUUUCCUCGGAUGUUUUUGUAUUUCUUGAAAAGACAAACUUUGCUUCUUUAAUGCUGACAAGGUUGAGGAAGGACUGUAAUUCUACCAUUAAGUAGUGAUUUGUUUCUGUUUUCUGAAGCAAUUACCACAGAUAUCUGUAAAUUAACUCAAGUGAAAGGCUUUUUGUACACACAUUGCUUUUAACAGUUGAGAAAGUAUUAAAGUUUUGUUUUAUAAAUACA
This is a messenger RNA of Fundulus heteroclitus (mummichog), 2745 nucleotides long. It is a transcript of the gene mylipa, whose product is annotated as myosin regulatory light chain interacting protein a. The coding region runs from base 159 to 1610 and encodes 483 amino acids. Gene Ontology annotation, molecular function: ubiquitin-protein transferase activity. Lineage: Eukaryota; Metazoa; Chordata; Actinopteri; Cyprinodontiformes; Fundulidae. Gene Ontology annotation, cellular component: cytoskeleton. Gene Ontology annotation, biological process: ubiquitin-dependent protein catabolic process. The transcript is spliced from 7 exons. The record is from RefSeq and is a predicted model, not a curated record.